GCUAUUAAUAAAUAUUUGUUAAACUGCCAUAAUUUGAGAGAAGAAUCAACCUGAAGUUCUCACUUCAUAAUCAUAUUAUUCAACAUGAAAUAAUCAAUAUCAGACCCGAGGAGAAUUAUUGAUUUUUACACGAACAAGUGGAUAACUUAACCUAACGACACAGUCGAAAGAACAUAGUUAUUCUACAUGGAUACUCCGAAGAAUGUGGGAAUAUUCAUCAGUUUUUUUUGUUUAGACCCAAUCACGCGAUAUUUUCGGUUUUUGUGUGUGGAGGUUAACGUGAAAUGCAAUUUCAUUUGUGUGUGAAACUCUAGAGGAGGUUGUUACUUUGCACUGCGGGGGUAUUCAAGAUAAAAUGGAACUCUCAAGGACGAUAGAAACGGAAACUGGGGAGAUGAUUGUUAAGCGUGUCAGUGUUCCUCUAGGCUUAGAGGAACUCAUGGAAGGCUUGGCUAAAGAGGUUAUCCUCAAGAAACCCAAAGACAUCUACAUUUUUGCAGCAGACUAUUUUAGUCGAUUGCUUCGAUUGCGUGAUUCUGGAUUAUACAGAGGAAAUGUUCGAUCAGCGAAACUUGCUGUAAGAAGACCAUUCAGAGCUACAGUCAUAGGACAUAACGUGUUAUCGAGCUCAGAAUCCAAAGAUAACCCAAAAACCAGGCAAAGGAAAACACCCCCUCAAAAAAUUGAAAAACAUACCAAUAACACGAACGAAAAUAGAAGAGCUAUAAUACAGAACCAUUUACGUAAGAAACAAGAUGCAGAAACGAAACAGAAGCAAACGCAAAUGCAAGACACAAAACCGGUCACAGUAAGAAGCAAAUUACCUACAAGGUCCAGAUCACUAUCAAAAAGCAGCUCGGAUAAAAGUGGUGAAAAUUCUGAGAAAGGGGAAUCAGAUAGAAGUAGUAGUAGAAAAAAUAGUUCAGGAAAAGGAGAUAUAAUAAAACAAACCAAAAUAUCUCCAAGAAGCCGAUCUACUUCUGUAUCAUCAGGUACAAGAGAACUCAAAGAGAAGAAGCGGAUGGAGGCUAUCAAAGAGAAAAAUUCCAAUAUUUGCGGUACAGACAAGCUCAACAAGAAGAAUAUUACAAAAAGUUCUUCAGCAGAUGUUGAAGUUAUCGGUGAGUCAGAGAGCAGAAACAUCCGACGGAGUCUAUCUGUUACUCAAGAUAAGAAUGGACACUACGAAGUUCUUUAUCGCCCUACACCUCUUCCUACAGGUCAAAGAGAAAGCACAGAUGUUGUCUCAGAAGAAUCUAAUAACUCGAUUAACACCAAUCGAACUCCGGUUGACGAAUCAGUAAUAUCAGACCAAAAUAAGGGUACAGAUCAGCAAUCAGAAACCACUCCUGUAAACGAUGAAGUUAAGUCAGCUAUUGCAAUCCAGGCUAUGUGGAGGGGACGACAAGACAGAAAAAAAAUCAAAAGGCAGAUGACUGGAGAUAUUGAAAAUAGCACUAUUCUAUUAGACAAAAACCCAAGUCAACAAGAACAAUUCGACGAAUCUCACCCUUCCGAAAAUAAUCCUCAAGAUAGACCAGCAUCAGUGCACAAAAAUGAACACGAAAACAAUGAAUCUGAAAUUGGAAAUCUCAUUGCCUCAAGUGAAAUCACAGAGGAAAGCAAGGAAGCAUCUAAGGAUCUCGAAAAUAAGUUAUCUGUUAGUGAUGACGAAAAAAGUAUACAAAGGUUACAUAUUGAAACUGAAGAAAAAUCAAAUGAAGAAUCAGAUAUAAUGGAGGGAGAAGAAGGUGAAAAAAUAUCAGAUCAGCAUACAGGGGAUGACGAAAAAGACACUCAUUCACAAGUAGUUGAAGAUCACCAAGAAAAAGAAAAAAUGAAACUCAAGGAGGGUCAAGAUAUCGAUAAAAAUGAUGGAAAGUCAAAGACAAAAGAACAAGAAGAUGAAGGUAAUGAAGAAGACAAAAUAGAAAAGAGUUAUCAUCGUUCGGACACAAUAGAGGUUUCCAGUGGAGUGACCCCAAAGAAAAUUGAUGUAUCUGAUAGGGACACAUUACUUGACAUAAAUUCCUCAGCCUUCAAUGAAGAAGAUAGCAGUAAUUUGAGCGGAAGUGUUAGUCUUCAGUCCAAACCUACCAUUGAGGAAGAAGAGGCUAAAAACUCUCAAGAUGAUAACAAAAUAGUUUCACCAGAUUCAAACGCCACAAAUAUGGAGAAUAAUGAAGAACCUAUAGAGUCACCUCGAGAAAAUGGAUCACAGGAAAAAUCACAAGGGAUUGAAGAAAAUACAGCAUCAAUAAAUGAUCACAUCUCAAUUGACACAUAUACAAAAGAAACAAAAGAUGAUACAAUAGGGAUCCAAAAAAUGUCCUCUCCUACACAAAGUCCAAAGCAAACUUAUAUCCUUGAAUCUCAAGACAACAAUUCUGUAGCACAUGAAGAACCUACCAUUAUGAGUGGAGAAAGCAGUCUUCACUCCGUAGAAAGUAUUGCGAGAGAAAAUAUUGAAAAUUCUUCCAAUGAGAAUAAUAACAUUUCCCUGCAUACAAAUAUGGCAAUACCCGAUAAUUCUGAAGAAUCUAAGGAGAUAGAAUCUCAGGAAAAAGAAGAACAAAUGAUUAAUACAAACGAGAAAAAUGAAGCAAUAGAAAGUUCGAUUAAUGAACACAACGAUAAUAUUUCUAAAGAUGAGAAAGAACAUGAUAUAGAGCACAGAAAUUUCUCGUCCGAAGUGAAAAAUGAAGAAAUUGAAGGAGCACUGCCAUCUUCAGAAAUACUGAACCAAAGUGACGAUUCCAUUGAACACCAAUCUGAUGAUAAGAUGACAAGUCAUACAGCAGGAGCCAUUGAAAAAACUGAUGAAAAAAUUGUUGACGAAGACUGUUCUGCGCUUGAGAUACCCUUGAAAAAUGAAGAGGACAUCAGAAAAACAGAAUUUAAGAAGAAGAGAUCACAAUCACAUAAAGUUCCAAAAUCAGAGAGCGUGGAAGAGAAAGGUUUUGGUAAUUUGCGAAAAGUUCACUCCGAGGAUUACGAAAAAUCAGAAACUUGUACAAAAAGGAGUAUACCAAGUCCUGAAACUGUUUCUUCAGUUGCAAAUGAUGAACAAAUUGGAUAUGAUACAGUAGAUCAUUCAGCUCCUGUAAUAUCUGAUACUAAGCUUGAUGAAACUUCAAAACAGGAAGAUGAAACCGAUAAAGAAAAUAAUAUAUCUUUAGAUAGUGAACAAACUAAAAGUAUCAAUACAAAUGAGGAAAAAAAUCAACGACACGAAAAUGAAACAGAAAAUAAUUGCGAAACAAUUGAAACCGAAAUUAAACACGCUGAAAAUAACUCCAACAUAGCAGAUAAGGAUGAUAACAUCGAAAACGUCCAAUCUGAAAACUCAUCCGAAAGUGUUAAAGAACUAUCUGAUAGAAAUUCAACAGAGAUAAAUGUUGCGAAAAAUGAGAGUCAUGAAAUUGAAGAUUUAAUUGUGAAGGAGAAAGACAUUGAAAACAUUCAAUCCGAAAAGCCCCCAGAAGCACUUAGAAACUCAGUGCUAAAGACAGAUGAGUCAUCUGAUAAAUCAAAUACUGAAAAUUCUCCAAAUACUUCUGAAUUUGAUAAUGAUGAAAGUAAAAAUAAUAUCGAAAAAGCAAGCGGAGAGGAAACAACUGAAUAUUCGGAAAAGGAUGCUUCAAGAGAUUCAAAGGAGGGAAAUAAAUUGACUGAAAACAUAAGCGAACAAAUAGAAUCUACCGAGAAUUAUGAUAAUGAAAACAAUAUGCAGUCCAAGAAUUCAUCGUCAAAAACUGAUAAUGCAGAUAAUAAAGUAGAUCAGCCAUCAGAAAAUGAUAUCAAAUCAACAGGGGAAUUGAUAAAUGCUCAAGAAAAUUCACCGGUCAAAUUAACGAUUUCUGAGCUAGGUAGUGCUGCUGAUUCUCCUGAUCUAUCACCUGAAAAUGAUUCGAAAUCAUCGCAUGAAUCAACAACGGAUCAAGAAAACAACAAAAAAUCGGAGGUAUCAAAUAUUGGAUGUCUUUCAAUAACAUCUGACCAUGUUGAUAAUGGUGCAAAUGUUCCUGUGAAAGAAGAAAGUGAUCAGAAACAAUCUGAAAAAUCAGAUUCAUCAAAUCCAGAAAAUUCGAACGAAGAAAAUUCUGACGAGUGGAAUGGAAAACAGAAGAAUUUGGAAUCUAAUGAAAAUAAUGAACGAACUGAAAAUAAACAAUCUGAACUGCAAAGAGAAAGUGAUGUUCAGUCCUCUGUAAUUGACAUCGGACCGCCUGGUGAAUCACUGACUAUGCAGGAAAAUUCAACUCAAUUGGAUGCCUCAGGUUCUAGUGCUUCUUUAUCUUCUGUUGAUGAGAAAUCAGGAAUUAUUGACAAUGCCAUAAAAGAAGAAAAGAGAGAAAGAGAAUCUGAAAGUGUAGAAGAAGGUAAAUCGGAAAAUUCGAACAGUAUGGAUAAAAAUGAGGAUGAAAUGUUAAAAACUGGAAAUACUGCUGGUUCAACGAUUGCUGAAGACAAUUCGAAAGGAAAAUCAGAUAUUUUAGAAUUUAGUUCUAAUCAUUCUGAUUCAGUUGAUGGGUCCCUUCAGGAUGAUGGAAAAAAUGAGCAGGAGAAAGAAGAAAGAGUUGCAGACAAUUCCAAAAAUAACCACGACAUCUCAGAAAGAGAAUCUGUUAUCCGUAUUCAAACAAUCUGGAGGGGUUUCCAAGCAAGAAAACAUUUGAAACAACUCUUAGAACAAAAAGCGAAAGACCUGGAUCCACAUAACAAACUUACGGAGAAACUCUCAGGUGAUUCUAUUACAGAUGAGAACGAAAAUCUUCCUGAAACUAAAAACAACAAUUUAUCUGGUGCAAAUGAAAUGAUCUCAAAUGAUGAUGCAAAUAAUAUUGUGACAAAAUAUGCAAAUAACGAAGGUAGCGAAGCUUCUGAGGUGCAAAAUGGCGGAAUACACACUAGUGAUGAGAUUGCAGCUGCUGUUGAAAUACAGUCAGCUUUUCGAAAAUCUAGAAGACAACGCAAAAAUUCUGAAAGUGAAAGUAUUUCAAAACAAGAUACAAAUAAAUAUACUUCGAACGAUAAGGAUAUAAAUAAAGAGGGAAAGAAUGAAAUUAUAGAAGACACAAAUGAAAAGUUGGAGAAUCUAAACGAUACCCAGCCAAGUCAAUCGGAUGAACUAAGACCAGCAGAUGCUUACUCUAACGAAGAAAUAGGUGCAGCUAUGAAAAUUCAAUCAUCAUUCCGCAAAUCCAGGAAACUUGUAAAGUCUGAAGAAGAUAAUAAAAAACAAUCUGAUACAAGUAUUGAGAAAACAGAAGUAGACAAGAAAAAGUUUCAAACUCCAGAAAACUCACUUGAGAUUCCACACAGUAAGGAAGCUGAAAAUUUUACUGCUGACGAAAUAAAAGCUGCGACGAAAAUUCAGUCGACGUUCAGAAAAUCUAGGAAACAGCGCUCGAAACCGAAAUUAGAAGAUAUGGAUUUGAAUUCUGAUUUGGGUAAACAAUACUUGAGAGAAGUGUUGAAGAUACAGUCUGCUUGGCGUGCUUAUAGAGUGAGGAAGAACAUAAGGGAUGUGGAGAAGAAGAUCAACAGCAUGGAAAACUUGUCCGGAAGCCAUAUCAAAAAAUCUAUACAUCUAUCGGAUCAAGAAAUUCUCAAAGCUGUUACCAAAAUUCAGGCUGGUUUAAGAGGAUACCUGACUCGUAAACACUUCAAUAACAUUCGCGAUCGAAAUGAAGCCCUUGAUGGAAUCAAAGAAGAAUCUCAAUCCGACUAUAGUCGCACCAACUCCAACAGCUCAACCGACGAACAUUUACUAGAAAUACUCAAGAAAGUAGAAGGUGCAAUAAUUCCUGACACCGUUCCCGAGGUUCCUUCAAAUAAAGACUCGACUUCAAAUAAAGAACACGAAGAAGGGAAUAAGAACCUACAAUCCCAUCAAGCAAAAAGUGAUUCGAGUGAAGAGGACACUGUAAAACAUAGAAUGAAACGUGAAAUAGCUUAUCAGAAUUCAUUAAGUACAGAUUGUCCAUCACAAGAUUGCAAAAACACAACUGAAGAUCAGAAGGAAAUAGAGAGGGAUAAUGAAAUUCCACCUGAUCAAAGUUUGAAAGACACCAACUCCGAAGAUGGUAAAAACCUGCAACUAUCCAAAGAAGAACAAGAAGUGACAGCAGAUACCAAGCUACAUGAUGACGAUGCAAAUUCGAGAACAAUAGAAGGAGAUGUAGAAUUGGAAAAAGCAAUCGAUAAUCCUGAUGGUAUUUCAGAAGGGGUGAAAGCGGUUUCAGCGGUUCAAUUAAAACAUGAUUCUGAAGAAAAAGACGCUCCAAACCCAAAUGAAACUCCCGAAACAAAUGAAAUACGGUCAACAGACAAUAAAAAUUCUUCAGAAGGAAACGAACAACAAUCGGAAAAAAACGAAAGAAAUACACCUCCAUCCAAUGAAGAGAAAAAUGAAAAAAUUGAUGACAUUUCAGAGAAACCUGAACAGAAAGAGGCUGUUCAACCUUUGAGUUCUUUGAAUAAUAUGACUGAUCAUGCAACAGAAAGUCAUGAACUCGAAAAUACAGCUCCUGAAAAUAUUCUAAAUGACAAAGAUGAUAAGCCUUCGGACGGUAAUGAAACUUCAGAAAGUGAUUCAGUGGGUUCUCAUAGAGGAACUCUGAAAAAAACUAAAGCAAUAGAUAAUUUGGUUGAGUUGGCAGAACAAUUCGAAGGCAACAAUGAAUCACCAAAAGAAAAAAUCGAUAGUAUAGAAAAAGUUGAUUUGAAAGAUGACUCAGAGAAUAAUCCCGCUGUUAUCAAUAUUGAUGAUGUGGAACCUGGAAAAAAAUUGGCUUUAUUUGAAAUCCCUGAUGAUUUUGAACCAGAUUCGUUGGAGGUUGGGAGAACCAACCAAAACCUUGAUACUGAUGAUGCUGUACAUAACACAGAUGGAAAAGAAUCUAGACAAGUCUCAGCAACAAAUUCUGUUCCAUCUUCAGAAGUUGAUGAGCUCACGCCAAGAUCUGAGGAACCACCAUCAACGAAAUCAGUAAUUGAUGUAACUCAUCCAGAGGACACAAAAAGACAAUCUAGUACUUCCAAUGAAGAAGUGAAUGAGAAAAGUGAAAAAUCUCUUGAGAAUCAGAAAACAGAUGAUCAUAUCAGCACUUCAUUCGAUGAAAGUAGCAACGCCAAGGAGAAUUUCCACGGCACCACUGAAUCUACAAAUAUAAAAAACAACAGCACAAUAAAAUCAGAUGAUUCUUCGAAUGACCAAAAUAAUAAGAAUAAGAAACCAACUCUUACUGAUUUUAUGAAGAAAACUCUGGACUUGGAGCAACCUUCUUCUCCCUAUAAAAAAAUUGAUAAUAUUGGGAGAGAUGAAAAACCUGCAGUAUCAAAUGAAACUGAUAAACUAUUAAAGGUUCCGAAACGUAGUAGAUAUGAAUCCGCAACUAAAAUACAGAGCAUAUUCCGUGGUUAUCAAGCAAGAAAAUUCGUUGAGAGUCUCAGAGCUUCACGAGAUUCGACACAAAUAAGUAAAAAUCCUGAUAUUUCAAUUCUAAAAGGAGAAAUAAAUAAUUCGAAUGAAAAAGCUGCAAUCUCUAAAAUUUCGGACCCUGAAAUACAAGAAUCACUGCAUGGACAUGACGAAAGUACGAUGAAAGAUUCGAAUAUACAAGGAACCCAAACAAAUAAUGUUGAGGCUAGUGGUAAUGUUAACGUGGAUGGAUCACAAGUUCCAGCAGGUGUUGAAAACUUGACAACGGAAACCCAGCAGCGACCAACCGACGUCGGCGAAGCGCCUUGUGACGUCGACAUCGACGCGCAGACGUCGGUUAGCGACGCCAACACGCAAGAUACGCUCAGUAAUAAGCCAGGAGUUGAGAGUGAGUGCGAGAUGGAAUCGACGAAACGCAACAAUUCGACUUUGCGCAACAAAAACAUGGAAGCUGAAGCUGCCACCAAGAUCCAAGCUGGUUUCAGGGGUUACAAAGUCAGGAAACAACUCAAAAUGAAGAACACAUCUUCUGAGGAGAACACCAAGAAGACAGUAAGACGUAAAAGUUCAAGUUGUCUAACUGAAAACCAGGCGAAAAAACAGAAGGAAAACAUCGACUUACAAGAAAAAUCUGCUGUCAAGAUUCAAGCCGGUAUUCGUGGAUUUCUAGUGAGGAAGAAGGUGAAGAAACCACAGAAAUUACAGGAGUGACAAGAAAAAAAGUUGCUGAGCUGAUAAAGAAAGAGCUUUCUUAAUUUGAACAUCUAAAAGCACGUUCCUAGUUAUACUACUAUAUUUUCUAGUAAAUCAACUGGGCUCAUUAGAAUAGCUUAACGAUCACAAAAUAAUUUCGUUCAUUGUCCUGUAAUGAAUUAAUCGAAAUAUUACGUAUAAAUAAUUCUUAGAUAAUGAUGUUGUGAAAACCUAAUCUAUUAUUAUAGAUCUAAUUAUGUAUCAUAGGAUAAAGAUGGAACUGAAAGUGAGUUUUGAAGGUUUUCUGAGGGUUCAUCUAACCCUGCAAUAUCAUCAGAAUAUACUCAAAUACGGGAAGAAUUUAAAAUUAAUUACUACUCUACUUGUCGUUGUUACAAUUUUUUGCAUUUCUUAGUCGAUAAAGAUAUCAUUAUGUUAUAUUAGUAAAAUUGGCACAUGGAAUGCUCGUUAAAUAAGUAUUUAUUUUCUUAUAUUGAAUAAACGUUGAAGCAAAAUA
This is a messenger RNA of Harmonia axyridis, 8657 nucleotides long. Its product is annotated as silent chromatin protein ESC1-like. The record is from RefSeq and is a predicted model, not a curated record. Gene Ontology annotation, molecular function: protein binding. Bases 356 to 8158 code for a protein of 2600 amino acids. Gene Ontology annotation, biological process: establishment of meiotic spindle localization; spindle organization; mitotic cell cycle. Gene Ontology annotation, cellular component: spindle pole. Lineage: Eukaryota; Metazoa; Arthropoda; Insecta; Coleoptera; Coccinellidae. The transcript is spliced from 7 exons.